Messenger RNA from Suillus subalutaceus, 549 nucleotides. Its product is annotated as WD40-repeat-containing domain protein. Gene Ontology annotation, biological process: endoplasmic reticulum to Golgi vesicle-mediated transport; intracellular protein transport; retrograde vesicle-mediated transport, Golgi to endoplasmic reticulum. The coding region runs from base 1 to 549 and encodes 182 amino acids. NCBI's taxonomy places the organism in Eukaryota, Fungi, Basidiomycota, Agaricomycetes, Boletales, Suillaceae. Gene Ontology annotation, cellular component: COPI vesicle coat. Gene Ontology annotation, molecular function: protein binding. The record is from RefSeq and is a predicted model, not a curated record. The transcript has 3 exons.
AUGGCUGCUAACAGCUCUGUACAAUGGCUCUACGACUUCCAGCUUCACGUCUUCAAUUACAAUACGCAUGAGAAGGUCACCGUGUUCGAGGCUCACCCUGAUUAUAUACGAUGUCUCACCGUGCACCCAACUGCAAGCAUCGUGCUCACUGGAAGUGAUGACAUGAAUAUCAAAGCUUGGAAUUGGGACGAGCAGUGGAAAUGUAUUCAGGUCUAUGAAGGACAUACGCACUACAUCAUGAACAUCACUUUCAACCCCAAAGACUCAAAUACUUUCGCAUCUGCUUGUCUUGAUCGGACCAUCAAGAUGUGGUCCCUUGCCUCCCCUACAGCAAACUUUACCAUGGACACGCAUGACAAAGGCGUCAACUAUGUCAACUUUUACCCUGGCUCGGAUAAGCCAUACCUCAUCACGACAGGUGACGACCAGGACUAUCAAGAUUUGGGACUACCUCAGCAAAAGCUGCGUGCAAACGAUGGAAGGACACACAAGAUCAAGGAGAUUCGGUACCACAGAGAUAUUUGCGACAGCACUGCUACACUCAGCUGA